GCUGGACGAAGCGAGGCGGAGGGUGACGCGGGUGGCGACGCUGAGGCGCAGGAGGAGCAGGGCAGCGACAACGAGGACGAGCGGGCGGAGCAGGGCGACAACGAGGACGAGCAGGAGCAGGGCGACAACGAGGACGAGCAGGAGCAGGGCAGCGACAACGAGGUCGAGCAGGAGCAGGGCAGCGACAACGAGGACGAGCAGGAGCAGGGCAGCGACAACGAGGACGAGGAGCAGGAGCAGGGCAGCGACAACGAGGACGAGGAGCAGGAGCAGGGCAGCGACAACAAGGACGAGCAGGCAGAGCAGGGCAGCGAGGACGAGGACGAGGAUUGGCAGCCUGGGCCGCGCGACGGCAGCAGCGACUCGGAAACGUGCUCGGACUCGGAGGAGGACGGCAAGCUCUCUGCUUGUGAGGACGGUAGCGGGGACCACUACAACGAGACGCAGGAGGGCUGCACCUACGCGGAGGGCACGGCGGCUGACCUUUGCGUUGAGACUCAGGUUGAUUGCCCUGACAGCGAGAGCUCCAACGGCGAUGACGCGGCAGAGCUUUGCGAGAUCUAUGGCAACAAGCCCGAUGAGACGGAGGAGCAGCAGAGUGUGGCGAGCUACACGCAGGAGGACGACCUGUCUGCGGUCAAGGACGGUAGCGAGAGUGAAGAGGUGAUCCCGGUGCCCGCAGGCAUGUUGCUUGGCGCCCUCACUUCGGGUGGCUCCGACUCUGACAGCGAUGGGGACACGCUGCCUUGGGGAGCUCAGGCGGGCGCUGAGGCUGAGACGACGGCGUGCGAGGACAAGCCUAAGCUCAUUCGUAAGAACGCUGCUUGCUUCGACGAUGACCUGACGCCGGUGGGGUUUGCGGGGACGAAGGGGGUGUCUAUCAAGAAGCGGCCCUCCGAGACUACGAACCACAACCAGCCAGCGAAGAAGCCGUGCCUGUCUACAACACGAGUGACUGGCGAGGUUGAAAAGAAACCCAAGGGCAAGAAGGAGGCUGACAAGGGCGCAAAGACUGCAAAGGCCGUUGCGCCCAAGGCAUCUUUCAAGAGGCCUGGGGCCAAAGCGGUUGCCAAGAAGCGGAACGACACAAUGAUCGAGCCCGACCUGAACCCUGCUUCGCCUUUUUACGGAGAGUACUCGCUGGCAUUCAUCCCAAAGAGCGCGUGGCCAAGCUUGCAGCGUACUCACCGGGGUGUUCACAGUUACACAGUUGAGUACAAAGGGGCGUUGCUGGACGUUUUGCUCCGGUCUGCCGCUUUCUACGUGAAGCGGGCUGUGAAAGAGGGGCGGAGUGGCAGCGUUGCCUUUUCCAAGUGGGGCGGGCCAGAACAGGCCUGGAAAAUUGCUUUGAGGUUGGCUGGCGUGCCGAAUGAGGAGGAUUAG
Molecule: messenger RNA, 1383 nt
Organism: Effrenium voratum
Lineage: Eukaryota; Dinophyceae; Suessiales; Symbiodiniaceae
Source: the annotation of a GenBank genome assembly